AUGAAGAAUUUAACUAAUUAUAGCUCUUUUUUCAAGUUUUUUUAUAGAAUAAAGUCCUUUAAAAAUCACAUUUCGAUACCUCUGAGCAUUAGAUGGAAAGGAGUUACAAAAGCAAUAAACACUAAUUCUAUCGAAAGCGUUGAAUAAUUUGAGAAAGAAUCAUACAAAGAUCUUUGUGUCCCUUUUUAUAAAUUCGAUUCUCCUUCUCUCUUCUAUGAUUGGGCUCUUUCAACUGAUGAAUAAGUAGGAGGGGAAUCUAUUGGAACUCUUGCAUUUAAUGAAGAAGAAAAAUAUGCUGAAGUAAAAGGAAAGCUAGUAGAAGAAAGAAAUAAUUUGCUUUAAUAAAGAAUGUAUGUAGGUUUAGCAUGUGAAUUCUCAUCCAGAAUUAAUUUGAAAAAUUACAAUGGAAUCAGAAUGCAAAUAAAAACAGAUGGAAAUUUAUAUAAAACCCACAUCACUUGUAGUUCAGAUUAUGACUUGCUUCAUGAUGCUUAUGCUUUCACUAUCGAUAAUACAAAUGAAUGGUAAACUGUUGAAAUUCCUUUUUCAAGAUUUUUAGUAGAGAAACUAAAGGGACAAGAUUCAUCUAAAUUUAUGCAGAAUUUCAUUUACGAUAAGUUUAUUUUGAAAGGAUUUUCAAUUGUAAUAGAAUCAGAAGAAGAGAAAUAGUUUUAGUUUUAAAUUAAAUCCAUAGACAUGAUAUACAGACAUGAUUUUAACUAAGUCCUUGCUAAAUACAAAAGACCUUUUUUCUUUAAAACUCAAGAAAGCUAUAACUAACUCUAAUAUUUAGAUGUGGGGGACUCUGUCCUGGAAUUAAGAAGCGAAAGUAAUUUUGCUAAUAUGCAAAAAACUACAGUAAAUGAGGUUAUGAAUCCAAAAGAAGUCAAGCAGUUUGUUUCUUUCAAGGAUAAAAUUAAUUAAAAGAAUUAAAACUAACAAAGUUGA
Messenger RNA from Tetrahymena thermophila SB210, 948 nucleotides. Its product is annotated as carbohydrate-binding domain 11 protein. The transcript has 8 exons. Gene Ontology annotation, cellular component: mitochondrion. Lineage: Eukaryota; Ciliophora; Oligohymenophorea; Hymenostomatida; Tetrahymenidae. Gene Ontology annotation, biological process: mitochondrial respiratory chain complex I assembly; mitochondrial electron transport, NADH to ubiquinone. The record is from RefSeq and is a predicted model, not a curated record.